UACGUCCAAGUCAUUCUGGUACUGUUGGUUUUUAGAAAUUCCAAGGAAGGUUCUUCCCUUUUCACAUUGAAGAACGGCGUGAUCGCUUACACCCUUUGUGCAGAGCCUGCCGGAGCAAAUAAGCGAUCCAAAAUAGCUAACCGAAAGGGGAAAAAUGAGAAGCCAAAUGCAACAAGUAUGAAUGAAUAUUUGGCAAAGUCAAAUAAAUGAGCAGUUGAAGGACCCGCGGACUGAUUCAACGCUGAACGCUCCGUCGCGAAACCGAAAACUCUCUCAUUCUGUUAUUCUAGCUUCGCUAAUGAGCUCUGACGAUUCGGACAGAGAACAUGGUGUUGCCGCCAUGGUCGAGUGCAGAUAUCAACGUAAAGCAGUUCUCUUUUUGGCAUACCAGAGUUUAGGCUUUCUGAUUGGUGACCUUAGCAUCUCCCCGCUUUAUGUAUAUCAAAGUAUAUUUUCUGGUAGACUGCAAUAUAUUCAAAAUGAGGAUGCAAUAUUUGGUGCUUUCUCUCUGAUUUUUUGGACUCUCUCUCUUAUGUCAUUGUUUAAGUAUGUCAUUAUGGUGCUGAGUGCAGACGAUAAUGGAGAAGGGGGAAUUAUUGCUUUGUAUUCACUUCUUUGCAGAAAUGCAAAAUUUUGUCUGCUACCUAAUCAGCAAGCAUCUGAUGAGGAGCUGUCUACAUAUCAUAAACCUGGUUGCACAAAUAGAAAUAUACCAUUCUCACCUUUGAAAAGACUCAUUGAGAGGCAUAAGAUCACAAAACCUGCUUUGCUGAUUUUUGUUCUCCUGGGUGCAUCUAUGGUUAUUUGUAUCGGUGCUCUGGCACCAGCUAUUUCUGUGCUUGCAUCUAUUAAAGGGCUGGAAAGCCAGGCAAAGGUCACGAAUAAUAGUAUGUUGCUUCUUAUGUCUUGUGUUCUAUUGGUUGGACUCUUUGUACUGCAACACCGUGGUGCCCACAGUGUGGCCUUCAUGUUUCCUCCUAUUGUGGUCUUGUGGUUACUUUUUAAUUUCAUGGUUGGCAUUUACAAUGUCAUCAAAUGGAAUCCAAGAGUAUAUCAGGCUCUAUCUCCGCAUUAUAUAUAUAGGUUCUUUCAGGUUACAGGAAAAGAUGGUUGGGCUAAUCUUGGAGGGGUAUUCUUGUGCGUCGCAGGGACCGAAGCUAUGUUUGCAGACCUAGGAUACUCUGGGCAAGCGCCUAUAAGGGUUGCAUUUUGUUGUGUUAUUUAUCCAUGUCUAGUCCUUCAAUACAUGGGGCAAGCUGCAUUUCUUUCCAAGAAUUUAUCUGCAGUGCGUAUAAGCUUUUAUGCUUCCAUUCCAGACGUCCUUUUUUGGCCAGUAUUUGUGGUGGCUGUUUUGGCAGCGAUAGUUGCAAGUCAGGCUGUUAUCUCUGCAGCAUUCUCAAUUGUCAAACAAUGCCAUGCAUUUGAUUGUUUCCCUCGUGUUAAGUUUGUGCAUUCCAGACGAUGGAUCCAAGGGCAGACAUACAUACCAGAGAUAAAUUGGAUUCUUAUGAUUAUCAGCCUGGCUGUGACUAUUGGUUUUGGGGAUCCAAUUCAUAUAGGAUAUGCUUAUGGGAUUGCUUGUCUAAUUGUUACAUAUGUGACCACAUGGUUGACAUCGCUAGUCAUCAACCUUGUAUGGCAUCUAAGUAUUGUAGCUGCUCUUGCACUUCUUUUAUUCUUUGCUUCAAUAGAGGUUCUCUUCCUUUCCUCUUAUUGCAUGAAAAUCCCAAAAGGUGGCUGGGUUCCGUUAAUGCUCUCUGCAGUUUUCCUGGUGGUUAUGUUUGUGUGGCAUUAUGGUUCUAGGAAAAAGUAUUUAUUUGACAUGCAUAACAAAGUUUCCAUGAAGUGGAUCCUUACACUGGGCCCUAGUCUUGGGAUUGUCAGGGUCCCAGGAAUGGGCCUCAUCUACACUGAAUUAGCUGCUGGAAUACCAGCGACUUUCACUCACUUCUUGACCAAUUUGCCAGCUUUUUACCAAGUGGUUGUUUUUGUUUGUGUUAAGACUGUACCUGUGCCUUGUGUACCACAUAAAGAACGUUACCUCAUUGGCCGAAUCGGUCCCAAAUCUUACCGAAUGUAUCGGUGCAUUGUUCGAAAUGGUUAUAAGGAUGUUUACAACAAUGAAGCUGAUUUUGAGAACGAUCUGGUGCUUAGCAUAGCGGAAUUCAUCCAAUUGGAAUCAGAAGGUGGUUCUAGAAACCUAGAGGGUUCUGUGGAUGGCCGGAUGGCUGUGGUUAAGACAUCUGGAAAGUUUGGGACAAGAUUGUUAAUGUCAGAAUCUGCUAUUGCUGAAGAAGGCAGUAGUUUGAGUCUUUCUGAAACCUUGACAGUAAGCAGCAGCAAGUCACCCACGCUGAAGAGGCUGCAGGCCAUGUAUGAACAGGAAUCACCUGAACUCAACAAUAGGAAACGGAUUCGAUUUGAGUUGCUAAAUACAAUAUAUAGAGAUCCACAUGUGAAGGAGGAGCUCCUGGAGCUUGUAGAAGCCAAGCGUGUAGGUGCAGCAUAUGUAAUAAAUCAUUCUCACGUAAAGGCCAAGUGGAACUCAUCAUUCAUAAAAAGGUUUGCCAUCAACCUUUACUCUUUUCUACGCAAGAAUUGUCGAGCCCCUGCUGUAAGCUUGAACAUUCCUCACGUUUAUCUGAUCAAGGUAGGCAUGAAUUAUCAUGUCUAAGACUAUUAUGCAAGCAAACUAGAAUAUCUAUAGGCGAGUUUGUUUCAUAUACAGAGUCAAUACACGCGGUUUGUUACUCUAGGAUUUUGGCUUUGCGUGUCCAGACGAAUAGUUUGAUAUCAAGACGUUUAAUUUUGUAAUGAAAUGGUGUUUGGUGCGGGCUGAUGAACUUGCCAAAUAUAUACUUCCGCUUCCUUGUCGUAGUCUUGUUUUGCCAUCUCUCAGUGACUGUUGUUACAUUGAAUCACAUUUGCUGCUAUUAUAGUUGGUCCCUUCUCCCCCGAUGUGUUUCCGGAUGCAGCCUCACGCUCUUUUUUGCGUCUGUAUUUAGAAUGAUUUUUGUUCUAAUGAAACUAUUAAAGAACUAAUUUGAAUUUUUCAUUUUAUA
Molecule: messenger RNA, 3062 nt
Organism: Neltuma alba
Lineage: Eukaryota; Viridiplantae; Streptophyta; Magnoliopsida; Fabales; Fabaceae
Product: potassium transporter 3
Exons: 9
Coding region: 182-2674 (830 amino acids)
Biological process (GO): potassium ion transmembrane transport
Cellular component (GO): membrane
Molecular function (GO): potassium ion transmembrane transporter activity
Source: RefSeq, a predicted model, not a curated record